GUUCCCUUCGCUUACAUCUCUUGGCGGCAGUGGGCUCUACCGCCUCCCGUAUUGGGACUCUGACAUCAAUACUCUGAAUGACUGACUAAAGUUCGUGGUCAACUUCCAACUCAACUCCUUUCCUUCCUUCUUUCUUCACAGUCUUUUCCUUUUGUGUGGUAAAGAUAGAAAGACAGAGAUGCUGGUCGAACCUCCUAAAUGUUCUUCAAGCCGUUGGAUCUAAGUACAGCACUCCGUCCCUCGCUGUUGCCCGAUGAGACCCUCCUCUUCGUCCAGGAUGCGGUUGGGUUGUACGAAGGUAGCAAAUACAAGAUCCCAAAUUUUCAAGAUGGCCAUGCAUACCUCACAUCCCAUCGAGUCUGUUAUGUCGCGGUGGAGGAACCCCGCAAACACUCGGUUGCGAUUGACUUGAGAGAUAUUGAUAGAGCAGAGUACCAAGCAGGCUUCCUGAAAUCCGCACCGAAGAUCACAUUACACCCCAAGCCACCGAAGAACGGUUCCAGUUCCAAAGGCAUGGGUCCAUCGAGGUCCCAGCCUACUCUCGUACAAAGCUCCCUACCAUGCUUGAAACCAUCGGCGCCGACACCGGUGAGCGCCACGUGGAUCUGUCCUAUAUGCACAUUUUCCAACCCUAUACCAUCGAAUUUCGACCCCUCCACAGCGAGGGCGACAAACAUCCCACCUUGCCUGGCUUGCGGCAUUAAGCCUCCUUUUACUACUGUGUUAAAGGCGGCGAUUACUGCGGCUGCGGCUGCGGCGGCGCCCCAUGAGGGGGGCUCAAUAAACUCCACCGAGCCUACGGAGGAUGUACCCCCAAGCAAUGGCGCUAGGGAUACGGGACUACCCCUAGUGUCAUGCUCCAGGUGCACCUUUGUAAAUCACCCUUUCCUCCUUGAGUGUGAAAUAUGCGGUGCCUCAUUGUCAAGUGCCUUGGAGGCUCUCAAUAGCCGCCAGCAUCGCUCGGAAUCUCCAGCACCAUUUUUCCAACAAGGCAGUAUCAAAAAUACUAAGAUCUCGGAUUAUAUCAAAUUAUCGUUCCGGGGAGGAGGCGAGAAGAUCUUCUACGAGCGGCUCAAGGGGGCACUAGUCCAGAGGAAAUGGUUGCUGUAUAAUGCCCCACCUGUACCACAGCAGCCUUCGCCCAAUGCAUCCUUCCCUAACCUGACAUCGCGUACCAAUGGGCCCAUGUCUACUCCGGUUCGAUCGCCAGCUCCGGGAAUUGCAGGCCUAGAGCAGCGGGGACUCGAGGCUCGCCGAAACAACGAGGUUGUUAUCGGGAACGCGUUUGAAGACCUGGAGGCUCUUAUGGCAUCGGCUAAACAGAUUGUUACGCUUGCUGAAACCCUGGCGAGAGAGUCAGGCAUGGGUGACGAGACGUCACUGGAAACGAGCGCGGUUCUCUCGGAGUCGGCGGCCGCACUGGGGAUGGUAACGACAAAGGAUAUGCUUAGCUCUGGCUCUGAGAACUUAUAUCUAUCCGAGCUCUCUCGAAACCUAGCGGAAUAUCUCACCGAUGAAAGAAAAGGGAUCCUGCAAAACGAAGGCGGGAUCAUCAGCCUGAUCGAUCUCUGGGCCCUCUUUAAUCGGUCCCGAAAUGGGGUGGAACUGGUCAGCCCGUCCGAUUUCCAAAGAGCUGCAGAGCUAUGGGAGACUUUGAGGUUACCCGUCCGUCUGCGCCGGUUUAAGAGCGGCCUACUUGUUGUCCAACGAUAUGACUGGAGCGACGAGAAAACCAUCCAACAGCUGCAGGAUUGGCUAUUGGAGCUCCAACAAAGUCCGCCGGCUGGGUCUGGAGCUGUUCACUGGGAUUGGCACGUGUUUGGACGUGCGAUCACAGCGCAAGAAGCCGCACAACGGUUUAAAUGGAGCGUCGGGGUUGCCGCGGAAGAGCUAGAAAUGGCCGAAGAUCGAGGGAUUCUUUGUCGAGAGGAGGGCAUCGAAGGCUUGAGGUUUUGGGGCAACUACAUCACAUCCGACGAAAUGAACCUGGGUGUCUCGAGGCUAGUUAUUUAACAUCUCCUUACGUAGAAUUCGAAAUAAUAGGGAAUAGACUUCAUUCCUAGGCGGAAUUAAUUCCGACUUGUCGAUCUGAGAUAAAACAUGAUACUAUUCUUAUUGGGCCA
Aspergillus alliaceus is the source of this 2123-nucleotide messenger RNA. RefSeq names its product ESCRT-II subunit protein VPS36. The transcript is spliced from 3 exons. Gene Ontology annotation, molecular function: ubiquitin binding; phosphatidylinositol-3-phosphate binding. Lineage: Eukaryota; Fungi; Ascomycota; Eurotiomycetes; Eurotiales; Aspergillaceae. Gene Ontology annotation, cellular component: late endosome membrane; ESCRT II complex. The record is from RefSeq and is a predicted model, not a curated record. Gene Ontology annotation, biological process: protein transport to vacuole involved in ubiquitin-dependent protein catabolic process via the multivesicular body sorting pathway. Bases 199 to 2013 code for a protein of 604 amino acids.